Messenger RNA from Anarrhichthys ocellatus (wolf-eel), 3226 nucleotides. RefSeq names its product BRCA1 interacting helicase 1 (gene brip1). The coding region runs from base 275 to 3226 and encodes 983 amino acids. The transcript has 19 exons. Gene Ontology annotation, biological process: double-strand break repair involved in meiotic recombination; nucleotide-excision repair. Gene Ontology annotation, molecular function: hydrolase activity, acting on acid anhydrides, in phosphorus-containing anhydrides; ATP binding; DNA binding. Gene Ontology annotation, cellular component: nucleus. The record is from RefSeq and is a predicted model, not a curated record. NCBI's taxonomy places the organism in Eukaryota, Metazoa, Chordata, Actinopteri, Perciformes, Anarhichadidae.
CGAAGAAGAAGACAAUAUUUUCAGAGCGGGAAGCUUAAUGGGGACAGUGGAGUUAACCAAAUAGUUCGUGUUCGCCGAAGUGGUUUCUGAUAGCCUGCUGUCAGAGUACCGGUUAGCAGGUUAACCAUGGCGCAAGGAUAACAGUAGUGAAUCGAAGUAACGGUGGAAGACGUAGCAUUAGCGCUCGCUAAGCACUCAGUAAUACCGUAACGCUAGCUAACAAGUGCCUUUCUCUUAACUCUCAGAUAUCUCUGUGAAGCAGGACCAGAGGAACAUGGCUGCUUCCUCAGAAUACACCAUUGGAGGGGUGAAGAUCCACUUCCCCUGUAAGGCAUACCCGUCCCAGCUGGCUAUGAUGAAUUCAAUCGUACGAGGACUGAACUAUGGGCAGCACUGUUUGCUGGAGAGUCCCACGGGAAGUGGAAAGAGCUUGGCUCUGCUCUGCUCGGCUCUGAGCUGGCAGCGGGCUCAGUUAGAUAAACUUAAAGAGGGAGGAAGCCUUUUGGAGGACAAGAGCCAGUCGGAUAAAAGCUGUGGCGUCUCUAAGAAGUCAGAUGUCACAACGCCCUGUCAGUGUGUGUGCCACAUCAAAGUCAACAGUACCACAGCUACAACAGCAGCCCAACCUGAUGUUGUGGACCUCACUGUGUCACCCUGCAAAGAGUCGACACAGCUUCCAGCACCUGAACAGAUGAGAACACCUGAGGAAAAAAAGAAACCGUCCAUAGCCUCUCGUCUGUCUGAGAAGUUCCUGUCCAGCUCUGACCGCGAGAAGGACGACGACAACGACGACUUUCAGCCAGAUAGGAAGCGCAUUCGCACUGCCGAACACAAGCGUAAAAGGCAGCGUCUGGAGCAGGGAGUGGUGUUCAUAGAUGAUGAGCCGGAAAAUGAGCCUUCAGGUGCUCAGACCUGGACCACGGAGCCAAACGCCCAAGCAGCUGGUCUGUCCUCAUCGUGCUGCUCCCCUGAACCCUGCUCCCAGUGCCAGUGCGCUUCAGCCAGAGACGGUGUGAAGGACAAAGACAGUGAUGGCAAAAAGAAGAUUCCUAAGAUCUUCUUUGGUACUCGCACACAUAAACAGAUAACUCAGAUCACCCACGAGCUGAAGCGCACCGUUUACUCCAGUGUGCCCAUGACCAUCUUAUCCAGUAGAGCUCACACAUGUGUCAACCAAGGAGUGGCGCCUCACUUCAACCGCAAUGAACGCUGCAAGGACCUGCUGGAUGCCAAAGAUGGCAGGUCAUGCAGCUACUACCAUGGUGUCCAGAAGAUGCGGGAACAGCGCACACUACGCUCCUACGGACUCCAUGACGCCUGGGACGUUGAGGACCUUGUCUCACUGGGCAAACGGCUCCGGUCAUGCUCCUACUAUGCUGCCCGUGAACUUAUGCAGGACGCCUCCAUCAUCUUCUGUCCAUAUAACUACCUGCUGGACCCAAUGAUCAGAGAGAGUAUGGAGAUCAACCUGGCAGGCCAGAUCGUGGUGCUAGACGAAGCCCACAACAUUGAGGACUGUGCAAGGGAGAGUGCCAGCUACACUUUAGACCACCACAGUCUGCUGCUGUCCAGGGAUGAGCUUGACAGCAUGGUCAAAAACAACAUCAGACCCUCCAAACACGAGCUACUCAGGGACUUCUGCUCUAUCCUGAUCAACUGGAUCCAGGAGAGCCAAAGCCUGAUGUCUGAACGGGGAUAUGAGAGCGCCUGUAAAGUCUGGAAUGGAAAGGAUGUACUGAGCAUCUUUCACAACAUGGGCAUCACUGCUGAAACCUUCAGCGUUCUGAAGAAAAACCUGGCAGCAGUGUUGGAGAAAGAGGAGCGUGUUGGUUUGAUCAAUGGUAAAGAGGAUAUGGUUCAGGUCCCAACCAUCUGCUCGGCAACCUCCAUUGUCCUCAAAAAUCUCUUCAUGGUGCUGAGCUUCAUGUACUCCUCUGAGGACAACUGCAGGGUUGCUGAAGACUACCGGAUAGCUCUGCAGAAGACCUACGCUUGGACGAACCAAGUCCCACCCGACACCCCUGAUGCCCAGGGCUUUAUUGUUCGGCCACACCACAGGAAACGCCAGAGCGCCCGAGUCAAGACAGAAGUCCUGACUCUCAGCUUCUGGUGCCUCAACCCCGCCGUGGCUUUCUCUGACUUCAGCAGGUCUGUGCACAGCAUUGUGCUGACAUCAGGAACCCUGUCCCCCAUGAGCUCCUUCUCCUCUGAACUUGGAGUGAAGUUCUCCAUCCAGCUGGAGGCCAACCAUGUCAUCAACAAGUCCCAGGUUUGGGUGGGCACUGUUGGUGACGGACCCCAGGGCAGAAAGCUCUGUGCCACCUUCCAACACACUGAAACGUACAUCUUCCAGGACGAGGUGGGGUCGCUGCUGCUCCAUGUCUGCCAGGUCGUAGCCAAGGGUGUGCUCUGCUUUCUGCCUUCUUACAAGAUGCUGGACAAGCUGCGAGACCGAUGGACCAACACUGGUCUCUGGAAGAAGCUAGAACGACACAAAGCCGUGAUCCCAGAGCCCCGCGGGGGUGGCGGCAAGGGGGAUUUUGACGAACUGCUUCAGAAGUACUACGAUGCCAUCAAGUACUGUGAGGAAGACAGAGAUGGUGCACUGCUGAUUGCUAUCUGUAGGGGUAAAGUGAGUGAAGGACUAGACUUCACUGAUGACAACGCCAGGGCAGUGAUCACCAUUGGAAUUCCCUUCCCAAACAUCAAAGACCUCCAAGUGGAACUGAAGAUGAAGUACAAUGACCAACACUGCAAAUCCAGAGGUCUUCUCUCAGGCCAUCGUUGGUACGAGAUCCAGGCCUACAGAGCUCUAAACCAGGCCCUGGGAAGGUGUAUCCGCCACAAGAAUGACUGGGGUGCCCUAAUUCUCGUGGAUGACCGUUACAGGAAUAAUCCCAAUAAGUACAUCACAGGUCUGUCUAAAUGGGUCCGCCAGCUGGUCCAGCAUCACGGCACCUUCAGCAAUGCCAUGCAGUCUCUGGCAGCCUUCUCUCAGGUGCAGCAGAAGGUGGAGGCCCUCAGCUCCAGUGUCUCAUCUCCAAACAGUCACUUGUCAGUAACUGUAGAGGGACAGGGUCUGCCCAAUGCCCCAGACCCUCAGACACCCCGGCCAUGUGUCAAACCGCCUGAACCCCAGCAGGACACAAGCCCCUCCACCAUCCAUUUCUUUUCUCGUACACAGUUGAAAGUGGAGCAAAAAGAAAAAGCAGGUGAGCUAAAUUGA